This is a messenger RNA of Trichophyton rubrum CBS 118892, 723 nucleotides long. RefSeq lists its product as uncharacterized. Gene Ontology annotation, biological process: proteasome regulatory particle assembly. The coding region runs from base 1 to 723 and encodes 240 amino acids. Gene Ontology annotation, molecular function: protein binding. Gene Ontology annotation, cellular component: nucleus; cytoplasm. NCBI's taxonomy places the organism in Eukaryota, Fungi, Ascomycota, Eurotiomycetes, Onygenales, Arthrodermataceae. The transcript is spliced from 4 exons. The record is from RefSeq and is a predicted model, not a curated record.
AUGGGCAUUCCGAUGAACGACAUCCAUACUCCUACGGUGCCUGCUGGGCCCGUUUCGGGUGCAGGCUCUACAAGCACGGAUCUCUCAAAGGCGGGUCUGACGCAGCUCUUUGAUGAAAAGGAGAAGCUAGAGGCAGAGUUGAAAAUACUUAGCGACGUGCUCGUAUCUCAUGGCGUUGACAUGAACACGAAUCUUCUUACUGAAGACGGCUUUCCAAGGGCAGAUCUGGAUAUUGCACAAAUUCGGACUACGAGAGCGCGGAUAAUACGUUUACGAAAUGAUUAUAAGGCCGUCAUGCUGAAAGUUGAAGAUGGAUUAGCUGCGUAUUUUGCUAGCACAAAAGAUAAAGACGGGAAUAUUUCCGCUACUCCGUCUAUCCGGCCCUCAGCAACAUCUCGAAAUGUAGAGGGAGUUCCUACAGCCCAGGUGGACACUCUCGACAUGCCAUUUGCCAAGGUCAACAGUGUGGCGGACGGGAGUCCUGCAGCCAAAGCUGGCCUGAAGGCUGGAGACAAGGUCUGCAACUUUGGUAACAUAACCUGGGCUAACCAUGAAAACCUGACGAAGAUUGCAGCCGUUGUCACAAAUAACGUAGAGCUUCCUAUCCUUGUCAAAAUAAUGAGAGAUUCCGAUGGAGAAAACUCGCCACUUACCUUGCGGCUCACUCCAAGUCACAGCUGGGGCGGUCGGGGGCUGUUGGGUUGUCAUUUAGUGCCAUUGUGA